AUGUCAAAAGAAGUAGCAGUAACUUCGACAUUAAAAUAGCGUUUAUCUGCCAUAGAAGAUAAGGAAAUAUACUUUGAAGACAGAGACUCUUUUAGCGAAGAUGGGGUAUUGUUGAAAUCUAUUAUAGAAAUAUGGGGAAUAUGUCCAAAAGUAGAAUCGGGAAAUUUUAAAAAAAGUUCAGGAACUUAUGCAUGAUGGACAGUCUACUGUGAAUUAACAAGAGGAUUAAAGUUUUGCUGUAAUGAAUGAGAAUCAGAAAUAAGAAAUUUUAGAAGACUUGGAAGAAGAAUUUGGGCAAUCAUAUACGGAAACAAAGGUGAAAAUCAAUACUUACAUAAAGCUAAUUCCAAAAAAUGAAUUAUAAUUGGCCUACAUUUACAGUGACAAGUAAUGGAUAUGAUAAUAAUUUAGAUAUCCCCUUUUAGCCAUUCGAAAAUAGAUUUUAAUAUUUACAAAACUGAUCUCAUCGUACGCUUAAAAAAUUACUACGCAUCCUCUUUUUGAAUUGAUGACAUUGCUGAUGAUCAUUUUUAACUCAGCAAUGCUUGCUAUAGAUGAUCCAACCACUAACGUCUAAACAUCUUUCUAAGAUUUAACCGAUAUCAUAUUUUUGGCCUACUACACAGCAGAAGCAGUCUUAAAGAUAGUGGCAUUAGUAAACUGUUUUAAUUAUUCAGGGAUUUAUAUUACCAAAAAAAGCCUAUUUAAAGGACACAUGGAAUAUCCUCGAUUUUUCUGUAAUUGUAACUGCCUACAUUCCUUAUUUUUUGUCAUCCAACUCAGUCAAUUUGAAUGCCUUAAGAUCAUUUAGAGUGCUUAGACCAUUAAGAACAGUGUCUUCAAUAAAAGCACUAAGAACAAUACUGUUGGCAUUAUUUGCAUCAAUAGCCCAAUUGAGAGAUGCCGUUGUGGUUCUAAUAUUCUUUUACUCAAUAUUCGCUAUAGCAGGAGUGUCCUUAUUUUCUGGAUAUUUGAAAAGAAGAUGUAUUGGAGAAAUGAGUGGAAUCACAUGGAUAUCUGAUGAAAUAUUGUUCUGUGCAGACGAUAAUAAUUGCCCAUUUCCAGAGGAUACUAUAUACAAUGAGAAUUUCAUUUGUGGUAAACAAAUAGCAAACCCAUAGAACGAUUUGGUUAAUUUUGAUACAUUCGGUUAUUCAUUCUUAUAGGUUUUCAUUAUUACAACAUUAGAAGGAUGGACAUAGAUUUAAACAGCAGUAAUGCUCACAUUUUCUUAAUAUGUGGUUUUGUAUUUUGUUAUUGUUGUUAUUGUUGGAGCAUUCUUCUUGGUCAAUCUUACACUAGCUAUUAUCAAAUUAAAUUUUAAGCCUGAGAAGAUUCAAGAAGAAUUGGCUUAAAUUAAAGAGGAGAUUGAAGAAUAUGAUUAUAGACAACUCAGACAAUUAAAAUUAUAUGAUCCAUAAAGACCCAAAGUAGAAACUGAUGGUUAUGGUAUUACAUGGGAUAAGAAUCAUGAUUUUGAUUAAAAUGCAAUUAUGAAUAGAAGAAAGAAUUCGAGAAGAGGAGCUUCUUAGUUAAAUAUGAUUAGAUCAUAAAAUAUGAAAAAGUUAAGAGGAAAGAAUAAAGUAAGUUUUCAACCAAUAAAAUCUGCUGUGUAUUACAGCAAUCCAAUUGUAUUGAAGAAUAAACAAUUAAAAAUUGAAGGAAUUUAUGGGAUGGGCAAUUAGAGCAAAUUGAAUUAAUAGACUUUAGGAGUGAGUGGCUAAAACAAUAAUAAUCGAUCAAGUGUUGUAAGAAGAAGCAGUCAGAGUAGUAAUAAUGAUGAAAGAACUUCUUCAAAAAAGGAGGAUAUAAAUUAUAUUAAUGAAAAUGAAAGUCAAAGUUAAAAUAGGCCAACCAAAGUAAUUCCAAGAAAGAGUAUUUAAUUUGGAGAUCAGCAGAUAAGUUCAGAAUUCCUGAAUUCUCCAAUGAUGGAUUUGUAGAGUGAAAACAUUCGACCAUUGAAUGGAGGUACGAUGAUUGUCCAGCAUUAAGGAUCUAUGGAUAGUAGUAAGAGUGGUGGAUCAAAAUAGAAUAAGACUCCAACCAACAAUUAAUUAGAAAUCCCUAAAUUAGGAGAGAGUAUUUAAUUUUAAUAAGCUUUAUAGUUAAACAAUAGUCUUAGAAUGUGAAAUCCAAUCAAAAAUUUAGUUUGGUGGCAGGUAUGAAAUACUAGAAACCUCCAAGGAAUUCACCUAAACCUGAUUCAUAGAAAUCUCUAGAUUAAAAUGAAUUUGAUAGCGUAAAUUUAAGUGAGUUGAAUACAAUAUCAGAUGAUGAUCUUGAUUAAAGAUUAGAGGAAAUGGAUAUUUUUGUUUAGGAUAAGAUUGAUGAUUCUGAGAGUGAAAAGAAGAAGAAAUAAAACUUAAAAGAAUUAAAUAGAUAGAAGAGAAUGGAAAAUAGAAGAUUAAGAGAUUUAAAUAAAAAUGCCUCAUAACAUUUAGAUGAUGCAUCCUUAAAGUUGAAAUCUAAAUUAUUCAAUACAAAGUUCUAUCCAAUUAUUAUAAUUGAUUAAGAAUUUGGAAGUGUAAAUGAUGUUUUGGUUUCUCAGAUGUUAUUGAAAUUGGAGAAAGAGAAAUUAGAAUAAGAAGAGAAAAUUAAAGAAAUGGAUAUUAAAAUUACUUAUUGCUUCAAAAAUUAAAAACAAUCUUUGGAAUUAAAAAAAUCUGGUUCUGGUAAAAGUAAAAGUAUGACUAAAUCUGGGUAUUUGAAAUCUGGAUUGAAAUCUAAGAAAAACAAUUUAAGCUUAAGGAGAGUGUAACCAAUUAUGGAUGAAUUACAUCCAUUUGAAGAUUUACAAUUUCCAACCGACAAGAAUUUAGAAAAUUAAGAGGAUUAAAAUUAAGAAAAUUACAAUGAAAAUUCUGAAUCAGAUGAUGAACCUGAUGAUUAAAAUAAUGAAAAAAAUAAUAAUUUUAAUGGAAGUGCAAGCCAAAAAAUUAAAAUAAAAAAGAAAAAAAAAGACUAAGAAUAAAAUGAUAAACUAGAUUUUUAAUAAAUAGGGGAGAAGUUUUCAGAAAGUUCAGAUUGCAUAGUUGAUCUCAAUAGAAUUCGUUAAGUUGAAAAUGAUAAACAAUUUAAUUAAUAGGAAUUGGCUCUAAUUCCUGCUUCAGAAUUAGAUCAGCAAAAGGGUGUCUUUUAUAAAGAAUUCCAAGAUAUUAAAUAAAGAGAUAUUGAAGAAAGCAAAGGAGCUAUUGUUGCUUAGGCAUCUAUUGAAGAUGUAUUGCUGAUUGCUGAUUAUACUUUUUAUGAUUCAAAAUUUGCAAAGUAAAUGAAUUCAGUAAUGAAAGCCUUGAAUUAUUCCAAAAGAGAAACAUAUAUUUAUUUACAAGGAUUUAUUGGAUUUUUAAAGGUAUGUUAAAAUCAUUUGUUGUAUUUUGUGUAAUCUGGGUAUUUUGAAGCAGCAAUGAAUCUGGCAGUUGCAUUGAACACAGUAAUCUUAGCCUUAGAUGGUUUACUACCUGAUAGCAGUGCAAACACAUUACAAUAGUUUAAUCUAGGAUUUACCAUCUUAUUUACAAUUGAAUUAGGAUUCAAAGUUAUAGGAAUGGGACCAAAAAAUUAUAUUUCUGAUACUAUGAAUAUUUUUGAUGCUGUGAUAGUUGCUUUAAGUUUAGUAGAACUAUUUUUCCUAGGAGGAGGAACAAGUGGGAAAUCUUCAUUAUCAGCCUUUAGAUCUGUAAGAAUAUUCAGAGCAUUUAGAGUGUUGAGAGUCACUAAGUUGAUGAGAAGUUUACAAUUUAUGGGAUUUCUUAUAAAAGUAUUGGGAAAUGCAUUCUAAUCCUUUAUGUAUAUAAUGGUUUUGCUGUUGCUAUUUAUAUUUAUUUUUACAUUACUAGGCAUGGCCUUCUUUGGAGGAUAAUUAUCUAAAACCCCUAGUAGAUAGAGUUAUGAUGAUAUUCAGAGUGCCUUUUUAGUUGUAUUUUAAGUGCUCACAUUGGAGAAUUGGAAUAGCAUUUUAUGGGACUUAUUGAUAUAAGAUGUUUCUGCAUUUAUUACAGUUCCUUAUUUAGUAUUUUGGAUUAUGAUUGGUAAUUACGUCUUUUUGAAUCUGUUUCUGGCUAUUUUACUAGAAAAUUUUGAAGAGGAAUAUAAGAAUGAUAAAGCAGGUCUAGACACUAAUAUUGAGAUUGGACAGGAUUCUAUCAUGGACAAUACAACCUAAGCAGUGAAUUCGACUAGCACUUUUAAAUCUACAAUGAAAACAAAAAAACAUACUGUUGCUUAGUAAUUAGAAAACAAUGGGGAUCCUGAGUCUAAGAAACAUAAAUAAUUGUAAUAAAUAUUCUAAUAUUUUGUUGAACCAGGACUUUGUUAAUUCUCAUUAUAUAUGUUCUCCCAAGAAAACAUAAUUCGAAGAAUAUGUUAUAGAAUAGUUAAGGAUGAUAAAUUCGAAACUCUUAUUUUCUUUAUGAUAUUUCUCACAUCAGCCAAAUUGGUGUUUGAUACAUACAUUCCUGAUACUGGACAAUUAAAGCAAACAUCAUUGUAGAUCGAUAUCUUUUUUGCUGUAUUUUUUGGAGUUGAAAUGAUUAUGAAAAUAAUUGCUUUUGGAUUCGUCUAAUAAGAAAGUUCAUAUUUGAGAGAAUCAUGGAAUAUACUAGAUUUCUUCAUUGUUAUAGCAUCAUUUAUUGAUGUAAGUGUUUCAACUAUCAAUCUGAGUUUUGUGAAGAUCUUGAGAUUGCUUAGAACAUUAAGACCAUUAAGGUUCAUCACCCAUAACAGAUCAAUGAAAAUUUUGGUAUCAGCAUUAUUAUAAUCAAUUAAUGGUAUCUUCAAUGUGGCAAUAGUUGUGGUAUUGGUUUGGAUGAUGUUUGCCAUUCUUGGUAUAAAUUUACAGAAAAACAAAAUGCAUUAUUGUGAUAUGGGAGAUGAUGAAAUAUAUUAUCAUUAUGGACCUGUGGAGUGUGCAGACAAUGGUGGUAUUUGGGCAAAUCGAAAAGUUAACUUUGAUAAUAUUUUGAAUGGAAUGUUGUCUUUAUUCAUAUUAUCAACAUUGGAAGGAUGGCCAGAUUAAAUGUAUUGGUUUGUUGAUGCAGAUGAAUCAGGACCAAUUAAGGGAGCUUAAUUAUAAUUUUCUUGGUAUUUCAUCGUAUUCAUAUUGAUUGGUUCCAUAUUGCUGAUGAAUCUAUUUAUUGGUGUUAUAUUGGUCAAUUACCAUUUAGCAGAAGAAGCUUCAAGAGAUAAGAUAUUAACACCACCACAAGUUGAUUGGAUUGAACUAUAAAAACUGAUUGUUCAUGCUAAUCCAAACUUGGCUAUGUUUUUUAGUCCUGAAAAUCCUUUUAGAGCUAAAGUAUUCAUUAUUAUUAAGCAUCGUUACUUUGAUCCAACAAUUUUAAUGAUUAUUGUAUGCAAUAUAGUAACUAUGGGAUUAUCUCAGGAUGAUUCUCCAAUUGCUUAUGAUAAUGCUUUGCAAUCUCUUAAUACUGCAUUCACUUUUGUAUUUAUCACUGAAGCAAUUCUCAAGAUCAUAGCAUUGGGUCCAGUCGGAUACAUGAGAAAUUCAUGGAAUCAAUUUGACUUUUUUGUUGUUUGUGCUUCUAUUUUGGAUUUGAUAUUGUAGUUCACUGGAAAUUCAUUUAUCUCAUUUUUGAGUGCUGGACCACAGUUGGCAAGAGUCUUUAGAGUACUUAGAGUAACUAGAUUAUUUAGAUUGAUCAAAUCAUUUGAAGGAUUGUAGAAACUUAUAGAAACAGCAAUUUACUCCUUACCUGCUAUGUUGAAUGUGACAGCUCUAUUAUUUCUCGUUUUCUUCAUCUUUUCUAUUCUUGGUGUGUUUCUCUUUGGAUCUAUCAAGAGUGGAUGGGUAAUAGAUGAUGUGAACAAUUUUUCAGACUUCCACCAUUCCUUUGAACUACUAUUCAGAUGUUCAACAGGAGAAGAUUGGUACAAAGUCAUGUUUGAUACUAUGUAAGAUGGCUAAGGUUAUUAUUGUAUAUUCUUCAUUAUUUUUAUUGUGAUCCAGUAAUACAUUAUGUUGAAUUUGUUUAUUUUGAUUAUUUUAGAUCAAUACGAAAUCAACUAUUUCAACAGCGAUAAUCCCCUUAACAAAUUUUAGGAGUAUGAAAAUAUGUUUAUUGAAUCAUGGUCCAAAUUUGCCAAGGAAGACAAAGGAAUGAAGAUGAGUCAACAAUUAUUAGUACCAUUAUUGCUCGAUAUGGAAAAACCUAUUGGUUAUGAUUUGAAAUAGAAAUUAAAUGAUGAGAUUAGUGAAUGGAGAAGAAUCAAUCCUCAAUUAGACACAAAGGAGAAUGUCCUAAAGCAAACUCUGAUUCUCAAAGCUUAGGCAAAAAGAGCUGUUUCUACUUAAAUUAUGAAAAUGAAUAUCUAUGCUGAUAAUGCAGGAUAGGUCAAAUAUCAUCAGAUAUUGUUUUCUGUUAUGAAAUCCUACAUGUGGAAAAAGGUGUAGGUGAAUUUAAGUCCAGAAGGAGCUGAAAAGAUUCUAUAAAAGGAAGAUGAAACAUAAAAAAGAUUGAAAAAGAAACAGGUUGGUGUUCAAUCUAAGGAGGUGAAUUUAGUUAACCCUAUUGUGCACUUCUUAUUUGUUCAUAUGGCUUUUAAAACAUUAAGAAGAUAUGGAGAAAAGAAGAAGUAACAAAAAGAGUUACAAGCUCAAUUAUUACUCGAAUAGGAGUAGGAACAUUAUAGUGAUGGUUUUAGUUCUGAUUCAUCUUUUGAUAAUAAAAUCGAAAUACUCUCAAGAAUAUCAAAAGACACAGAACAUCCAAAGAGACCAGAUUAUGGUAGAACCAAGUAUCUUACUCUACCUAAUACAGAGAUCUAUAAAGAAGAAAUAUAUAUAAAUUAAGAAACACCAGUGGUAAAUGAUUCAGAUAGAAGUUCUAAGGAAGAGGAGGAGGAACCAGACGAGGAUGGUAUUUAUUUUUAUCACUCUAUUAGUUAUGUAAUAAUAUACUAAGGACUUCAAAAAACAUCUCAUUAAUCCAAAUGGAUCAAGUGGAAACAUUUAGGAUGAUAAAAGUGCAAGCAAUUUAAAUCAGGGUGGUGGAGCCACGAGAAGUAGUCAUUCUCGAACUAGUCAAAUAAACAAGUAACCAAAGAGGCUGACUCUGAAGCCAAAUGAUAUGGUUUCAGGAUUGGGAUUGAGUAAGAAAUCUAUUUAAACCAAUCAAUCACCUGCUAAUUAAAACCCUAAUGUUUCUUAAGAUAACCCUUCAAUAAUGAAUCAAAGCAAUGGAAACAGUUCUAGUAAUAAAUGA
Molecule: messenger RNA, 7220 nt
Organism: Paramecium octaurelia
Lineage: Eukaryota; Ciliophora; Oligohymenophorea; Peniculida; Parameciidae
Source: the annotation of a GenBank genome assembly